Messenger RNA from Rattus rattus (black rat), 1000 nucleotides. It is a transcript of the gene Mmp7, whose product is annotated as matrix metallopeptidase 7. Gene Ontology annotation, molecular function: zinc ion binding; metalloendopeptidase activity. The record is from RefSeq and is a predicted model, not a curated record. Gene Ontology annotation, cellular component: extracellular matrix. Gene Ontology annotation, biological process: collagen catabolic process; proteolysis; extracellular matrix organization. Bases 23 to 1000 code for a protein of 325 amino acids. The transcript is spliced from 5 exons. NCBI's taxonomy places the organism in Eukaryota, Metazoa, Chordata, Mammalia, Rodentia, Muridae.
CAAUCGUCUGUUGACGGCAGCUAUGAGGCUCACCCUGUUCCGCAUUGUGUGUCUGCUGCCAGGCUGCCUGGCCCUGCCACUGUCCCAGGAAGCUGGAGAAGUGACCGCACUUCAGUGGGAACAGGCGCAGAAUUAUCUUAGGAAAUUUUACCUUCACAAUUCUAAAACAAAGAAGGCCACCAGUGCAGUGGACAAACUGAGGGAAAUGCAGAAGUUCUUCGGUUUGCCGGAGACUGGAAAGCUGUCCCCCCGUGUCAUGGAGAUAAUGCAGAAGCCCAGGUGUGGAGUGCCAGAUGUUGCAGAAUUCUCACUAAUGCCAAACAGUCCUAAGUGGCAUUCCAGAAUUGUCACCUACAGAAUCGUGUCCUAUACUUCAGACUUGCCUCGGUUCUUAGUAGAUCAAAUCGUGAAAAGAGCUCUCAGAAUAUGGAGUAUGCAUAUCCCACUGAACUUCAAGAGGGUUAGUUGGGGGACUGCAGACAUCAUAAUUGGCUUCGCAAGGGGAGAUCACGGAGACAACUUCCCAUUUGAUGGGCCAGGAAACACUCUAGGCCAUGCCUUUGCACCUGGGCCAGGCCUCGGCGGAGAUGCUCACUUUGACAAGGAUGAGUACUGGACGGAUGGUGAGGACUCAGGAGUGAACUUCCUGUUUGUUGCCACUCAUGAACUUGGCCACUCUCUGGGUCUGGGUCACUCUUCUGUUCCCGGUUCUGUAAUGUACCCUACCUAUCAAGGAGAUCAUUCAGAAGACUUCAGUCUUACAAAGGACGACAUUGCAGGCAUCCAGAAGUUAUAUGGUAAUAAUCACGGCUUUCCCGAUGAGAAUGUCGGACUUGAAAGAUGUCAGAAAAUAGGGACUUGCCUGGAAACCACAGUGAAAACCUAUGCAGUGGGCCAGCAGAGUGCAAGGCUGUGUGAGGUCCCGAGGCGAAGUGCCAACCUCACAUUCCUGGGGGAUGUUUAUAUCAUGCAUAUGAAGAGAUACUCAUUUUACUUUUAA